UACAAAACAUCAAAAAUCCCUGGCUACAUGAAAAUCUUACUACUAUGCAAAUUGAGCAAUUAUUUGAUAUCACUCCAGAAAUGCAAAUAUUAAUUGAUCAGAGACUUCACGAUUAUCUUUUUACUAUUUUAACCGAAGCAUCUAUUGAAAAAAGCGAAAAUACAAAUAUUAUUAAUGAUUUAAUAGCGAAUCAAAAAAUAAAAAUCGAUAAAAAAAAUG
Molecule: messenger RNA, 219 nt
Organism: Racocetra persica
Lineage: Eukaryota; Fungi; Glomeromycota; Glomeromycetes; Diversisporales; Gigasporaceae
Source: the annotation of a GenBank genome assembly